Daldinia loculata is the source of this 1730-nucleotide messenger RNA. RefSeq names its product bifunctional 6-phosphofructo-2-kinase/fructose-2,6-bisphosphate 2-phosphatase. Gene Ontology annotation, cellular component: cytosol. NCBI's taxonomy places the organism in Eukaryota, Fungi, Ascomycota, Sordariomycetes, Xylariales, Hypoxylaceae. The record is from RefSeq and is a predicted model, not a curated record. Gene Ontology annotation, molecular function: fructose-2,6-bisphosphate 2-phosphatase activity; 6-phosphofructo-2-kinase activity; ATP binding. Gene Ontology annotation, biological process: fructose metabolic process; fructose 2,6-bisphosphate metabolic process. Bases 179 to 1537 code for a protein of 452 amino acids. The transcript has 3 exons.
AUCUCAUCUCAUCUCAUCCAAUUCCUUUUCUCCGAUUUUCAAAUUCGCCUUUCUCGUCCACCUUGUCGUACUCUCUGUACUCUCUGUACUCGCUACUACCUAUCUUACCUAUUGCCUCACAUGCUCCCUUUGCUUACGCCUACAAUUACAACCUCGCUACAUCGGAAAGUUGGAAAACAUGGCACCAGGCACUAACGGCCGCGUCGUCCAGGUCGAGGACACCAAGAUCUGCGUUGUCAUGGUUGGCUUGCCUGCACGAGGGAAGAGUUACAUAGCACAGAAAGCCCAGCGUUACCUCCAAUGGCUCUCCAUCGAUGCCAAGACAUUCAACGUUGGUAACUACCGACGUCAUGACGCUCCUCAACCGUCAGCCGAUUUCUUCGAUACUAGCAAUCUCGAUGGAGAACGCAGACGCCGCGCUGCCGCCGAGGCCGCUAUAACCGACAUGCUAAGCUGGUUUCGCCAAGGCGGUGUGAUCGGUAUCCUCGAUGCUACCAAUUCUACCAAGGAACGCAGGAGAUGGGUCUACGACUUAUGUACUAAGGAGGGUAUCGAAGUCUUGUUCGUUGAAUCAAAGUGUGAUAACGAGGAGCUCAUCAUGGCCAACAUUCGAGACGUUAAAACCACCAGUCCUGACUACAAGGGCCAGGACCCCGAGAAAGCCGCUUUAGAUUUCCGCAAUCGCAUAAAGAACUACGAGAAGGUAUAUAAGAGCAUUGAUGCCGACGGUGACGAGAAUGAAUAUACCUACCUCAAGAUUAUGAAUGUUGGGUCUCAGGUUAUUAUCAACCGUAUACAAGAUUACCUACAGAGUCGGGUAGUCUACUACCUAAUGAACUUGCACAUCCGGCCGAGGUCGGUGUGGCUCUCGAGGCAUGGAGAAUCACUGUACAACCUCUAUGGGCGAAUCGGUGGUGAUGCGGAUCUGUCUCCGCGAGGACAUCAAUAUGCUAAGAAGCUGCCUGAACUCGUUCGUCAGUCUGUCGGUGGUGACCGCCCCCUCACGGUAUGGACCUCGACCCUGAAGCGCACUAUAGAAACGGCUCGUUUUCUACCCGAGAAUUACAACCAAUUGCAGUGGAAAGCAUUGGACGAGCUCGAUGCGGGUGUCUGUGACGGCAUGACAUAUCAGGAGAUCAAGGACGUUUACCCGGAGGAUUUCGUGGCGCGCGACGAAGACAAAUAUAAUUACCGCUACCGCGGUGGUGAGUCUUACCGCGACGUUGUUAUCCGUCUUGAACCUAUUAUAAUGGAGCUUGAACGAUCCGAGGAUAUCCUAAUUGUUACCCACCAAGCCAUAUUGCGCUGUAUAUAUGCAUACUUCAUGAAGAAGGACCAGUCUCACAGUCCCUGGAUGAACGUCCCACUCCACUGCCUCAUCAAGCUCACCCCACGUGCCUAUGGCACUGACGAGGAAAGAUAUCAUGCCGAUAUCCCUGCUGUUAGCACGUGGCGAGGUAAGGGGAGCACCGCCAAGCACGAAGACCCCGUCCCGGAGUCGAAUCUGGGUUACACUCCGACGGCGGCAGUCCACUAAGAAUUCGCCUGGAUGACUUUCGGUAUUAUGACUGACGAAAAUAAGAUAGGUAGGGUAGAGCAGGACAACUACUACUACUAGAUGAUCUGGCGGAUUGGUUCAGAGGGGCGCAUUAACGGAUGAAUACAUUGUUACGGUUCUUGUUUUGGCAACCGGCUUUGUGGAUAAAAAGGAACCGCCGCAUAUUAAUAUA